Messenger RNA from Aplosporella prunicola CBS 121167, 2286 nucleotides. RefSeq lists its product as uncharacterized. The coding region runs from base 483 to 2030 and encodes 515 amino acids. Gene Ontology annotation, cellular component: cytosol. The record is from RefSeq and is a predicted model, not a curated record. NCBI's taxonomy places the organism in Eukaryota, Fungi, Ascomycota, Dothideomycetes, Botryosphaeriales, Aplosporellaceae. The transcript is spliced from 2 exons. Gene Ontology annotation, molecular function: mRNA binding.
CUUCUGUCGCCGCACAUUUUUCACUGAGGGUUCGCUUCGGUCACAUUUAUCGGAGCAUUUCUUGUGGGCUUUCGAGACAAACACAUCAGUCGGUUCGUGGGUCAAUCUUCCAUCGCGCUUCAUUAGAGUGUGCGCGCCAUCCAGAUCACUUUCCUCCGGGCUUGUGACUACAGUGGGCUUUUUGAGACGGCAACCUCUUGGCUCUUGUGGGAACACGCCGCCUUGAAGGUUGCUCUGUGGGCUUGAGGGCUUGAGGGCAAAUCCGCUUCGCGCGGUACUCGAGGGCUGUGGGCUUUGCGCACGUUUGAGAGAUCCUGUUGAAAAGCUGGAGCUUCGCUCCUCCACUUCACGCACUGUUGGCAUUACUCUGAGGGUUGUCGGCUGCGAGCUAGCUCGCUCAUCGCUCAUUGCGCUUUUACUCAUCACGUUCUUCGACUAACCGUUCUCAGUCCUAGAUCCUUAGAUCCCUACCUCCAUCCACAAUGGGCAAGACCAAGAUCGAGAAGUCCUCCAAGAAGGACACCAUCAAGAAGGCCGAGGCUCCCAAGAACAAGGCCCUCUCCGCCGUCAAGGACUCUCGCGUGACCAAGGCUUCCCAGUCGCCGAAGUCCAAGAGCAAGGAGACUGCCAAGGCCUCCGCUGGCAAGGGUGACAAGAAGAGCAAGAAGUCCAAGAAGGAGCCUACUCCUGAGCCUGAGUCGGACAGCGACACCGACAUGGACAGCGACUCCGACAGCAGCGAGUCUGAGUCUGAGGAAGAGGUCAAGCCUGUCUCUAAGAAGGCCGCCAAGAAGGAGGAGUCUUCUUCCAGUUCCGAGUCUGAGUCUGAGUCCGAGUCUUCUGAGGAGGAGGCUCCCGCUCCCAAGACUGCUAAGGUCAACGGCAAGGCCAAGGCUGCUAAGAAGGAGGAGUCCUCCAGCUCUGACUCCGAGUCCGACUCGGACGAGUCUUCUUCCGAGGAGGAGGCCCCGAAGGCCAAGGCCACCAAGGCCGUUAAGAAGGAGUCUAGCUCCGAGUCUGAGUCUGAGUCCGACUCUGACUCUGACUCCGAGUCCUCCGACGAGGCCCCUGCCAAGGCCAAGAAGGCCGAUUCUUCCGACUCUGACUCUUCCGACUCUGAGUCUGACGCUGCCGUGACCAGCUCCUCUGAGGAGAGCGCUCCCAAGAAGCGCAAGGCCGAGACCCAGGCUGAGCCUGCUGCGAAGAAGUCCAAGACUGCUGCUCCUUCUGACCCCAACGCUGUCGCCAACCUUUUCGUCGGCAACCUGAGCUGGAACGUCGAUGAGGAGUGGCUCCAGCGUGAGUUUGAGGAGUUUGGUGCCAUCAAGGGUGUUCGCAUCAUCACCGACCGCCAGUCCGGCCGUUCCAAGGGCUUCGGCUACGUUGAGUUCGAGGAGGUCUCGGCUGCUGCCGAUGCCCUCGCCGCCAAGAAGGGUGCCGAGCUCGAUGGCCGUAACCUGAACGUCGACUUCAGCACUCCCCGUGCCGACAACGGCGACAACAACAGGCAGCGCGCCAACGACCGUGCCAGCCGCUUCGGUGACUCUGCCAGCGACCCCUCCGACACCCUCUUCGUCGGCAACAUCUCUUUCGAUGCCACCACCGACGACAUCAGCAACCUGUUCGCCGAGUACGGCACCAUCACCCGUGUCUCUCUCCCCACUGACCAGGAGACUGGCAACCCCAAGGGCUUCGGUUACGUUGGCUUCAGCUCCGUCGAGGAGGCCCAGGCUGCCUUCGAUGCUUGCGCUGGUGCCGAGGUCGCUGGCCGUCCCAUCCGUCUCGACUUCGCCAGCGCCCGCCCCACUGACGGUGGUGCCGGUGGCCGUGGUGGCCGUGGCGGUGGACGUGGCGGUAGCUUCGGUGGCCGCGGUGGCGGAGGCUUCGGCGGUCGCGGCGGUGGCCGUGGUGGCAGCCGUGGUGGCUUUGGUGGCCGUGGCGGUGGACGUGGCGGCAGCCGUGGCGGCUUCGGCGGUUCCACCAACCGCGGUGGCUUCGGAGACUUCAAGGGCAAGAAGGUCACCUUCUAAGCCUGUUGUGUUGUGAUGUCACGGUAAGUAGGCUCUGUGCAGUCUGAAGAAAGAACGGUCAAAAAAGGUCAACAAAAGGGUCAACGGUUGGGUUAGGGGUAUGGUUAAAAAAGUUUGUUCAUUGUUUUUCUACUGUUAUUGUUGGUUUGCACCAUUAUAUAUCCUCCCGGCUUGAGUAGUACGGCGGAGAUAGCUGCCCGAUGGGCUCGCUCUGGUAAUUCGAUAUCCAGCUUCUAGCUACGUUUCUUUGCCACUG